Messenger RNA from Exophiala viscosa, 1496 nucleotides. RefSeq lists its product as uncharacterized. The transcript is spliced from 2 exons. Lineage: Eukaryota; Fungi; Ascomycota; Eurotiomycetes; Chaetothyriales; Herpotrichiellaceae. The record is from RefSeq and is a predicted model, not a curated record. Bases 300 to 1376 code for a protein of 358 amino acids.
GCUCCACCAGCCGAAUGAAAAUGGCACUAUCACAUGCCGGGUGAAGUCGCAGGAGACGAAGUGACACCUUCGCUGCCUCCAACUUAUUGCAAGUCACUGCAAGCACAAACCGACGGUCUGACGGAGUGACAGUAUCACUGCCUGGAUCACCCUCACUCGCUGCCUGCGGCUCAUUUAUAUACAUCAUGUUCACAUUCUUCCACUCUUGUCCGGAAAUUGUAUCAGAUCUUUGCGUUCAAUCCCAUCUGUUGCCUUCACCUUGACCAACACGUUUUGGUUACCUUUCAAGAGCCCCGAGGAUGGCCACAUCCAAUAACUCGCUGGUCGUACAAACUGACGGCGGUCAGAUCACCAAUGCGAACAGACAAGGGCGACGAUCUCGGGUACGACAACUCAAAUGCGGACAUUCCAGCUGCGGCAAGUACGGGCACAGCACAGACCAAUGCUGGGUUGCGCAUCCUGACCUUCGACCUCACAAGGGUGACAAAGAAGGAGGAAGAUUAGUUCGAGGUCAUACUUCUGGUCAGCAUACCGCAAAAGCCAGUUCGUCAACUCCAUUUCGAUUUCUCGACCUUCCGGCAGAGAUACGAUACCGAAUCUAUGAGGCAGUCCACGGACAUGGUCAUGCUCUGAUCUUCAAGAAGCACGGCCUUUACCCGACAGAAUGGCAUGAGGGUUGGAAGGAUAUGUCAAACCUCUAUUUUGUCUCAAAGAAAGUCUACGCGGAGACAGCCUUUAUUCGAGAGACUACCAAUGCGUUCAAUGGUCAUAUGCGCGUCGAGAUCCGGCCAUUCGGUGUCAACCUAUACGCAAACGACGGCGCUCUGGUACGCGAGGUUACUAAAAUGACGUUUUUCGGCUAUAACAGCUACAACAUGUUCGCAACCACAUUUGACAGACGUGAAUGGAACGAAAUUGGUUGGUUCCCGAACGUCAAAGAAAUUCAUGUGGAGUGGUCGAUGCUUCAGUACAAAUACAAAACAGGUUCCAACAAUACCUACAGCAAGGGGUGGAGGCACCUGUGGCAGCCAGGCACAAUGAAAGCCUUCUACGCCGGCGAGCAGGACUACGACUUGUCGUGGUACACACCAUUCGAGCGACUCAAGUUGAAUCAUCUUCUUUGGCUUCUGAAGGUGCGCAGAUAUCAUUGCAAGCUCUUUGUCACCAUCAUGCAACCGUGGCUUGACAAUGAUCGGAAGCCUGUCUUUAUCAAAGAGAUCAAGUACAGCAUUGGAAGAGGAGGUCUCAAGUCCGUCCUCUAUCGACGUGCGUACCAUGCGCCUCCGUACCGUGCCCCAGCCUAUAGGGAUCCAAGACUUCCAAGACUGCCCUCAGCUUGGUAUUAUCAGGAGGACGGAGGUGAAGUUGCGGGCUAAGUCAGUGGAGACUGCAGCUGAGAACGUUCGUCAAAAUCCAAAACCUUUCCGACAUAUGGAUAUGGCAGUCUCCACCAAUAGCAGAGACCUGCCCACAAGAGGCACAAUACCAGAGGCAGU